CGAAGCUCAUCAUUUAUUGUAUACUGACUAUUUUGAUCAGAUCAUUAGGUUUGUGCGGGUCGAAACGCGAACGGUUUCAUUAUGACACUUCAGUGAACCGAUUUAGGUUGGCUAUGGACCAAGAGCAGACACGUUUCCAUUCCGUCUGUAGUCCUUGAACGGUUCUCGGUUGAACGAAUCUGGAACUAAUCGAUCAGCUAGAGGCAAACUUUUGCAAGACCAGUCGAACGUGAGAUGCUUAAACUAAAACAUCAGAAUGGUAAUAAGUAUAAGUGGUUGCAAGCAAUCAUUAAUUUUUAUCUCAUAUCUUGCUGAUUUUCCCCGAGAAAGCACCUCGUCAUUCUUCUCCGCCAUGCAGGUCUGCGAAAGAAACUCAUUCGCUCAUUUUUAACUUUCAAACUCUCCACAGGCUAGUUAUUCGCCGAAGUGCACUGAGUGCGGUAGAGGAUCGAGGCCCAGCUGAUCUGGGAGCAUUGAAACGAAUCAAGCAACCAACCAACCACCUUCACUUCAUUUAUGAUUCGAACGUCGAGGCGUACAAACGCGAGAUCACCUUCGCGGACGCGUGCACAUGCGGGUUAAACGGUGUAUGCAUAUAGUGUAUGUUUAGUGAUUGCAUAAUUUUCGCGGAUUUUACUCCUAAGGUUGCAGUUCCACGAAUGACUGGCGACUCGUCAACUCGAAUAUCGAUGGAAAACCGGUGUUCUCAGUAAAUUGUUUUUCAAAUUUAACCCCAGCUGGUAAUAUCCCGUUUUGAUGUGCUAGCGAAUUAGUGAUGAGAAGAAGUUGAGUAAUGUGCUCACAAGUGUUCUUUAGGAGAAUGGUGUGUAGUAUCAUUUGAAGGGUUUUCUACUUCCGGGGAUCGUUUCUUCAAGUGUUACAGUUACAAAAGCGGAAACAAUGGUGAUACCAGGAAUUCCCUUCGUGAAACUAGUCCCCUUACUGGGAGGAUCAGCACUGAAAGCUGCACCAGCCGUGACCGCGGUCACGGCAACGGUUGCGGCAGCCAUCAAGACUGCUACUGCCAUCAUUGGCGUGGGGAAACUUGCCAUCGUUCCGAUACUGAUAGCAUCGCUAGCGUACUACAACUAUGACCUGUUUGACCCGGAAAAUCGGCCGUUCAAUAUUAAACAGGUGGACCGUGAGUACGACUUCAUUGUCGUAGGCGCCGGAUCUGCUGGGUCCGUGGUGGCAUCGCGAUUAUCGGAGAUCAAUGAUUGGAAAGUAUUAUUGCUGGAAGCCGGUGGACAUGAAACGGAGAUCUCGGAUGUUCCGAUACUGUCUCUGUAUCUACACAAGAGCAAACUGGAUUGGAAAUACAGAACUCAACCUCAGAAGACGGCAUGUCAGGCCAUGAAGGAGCACCGAUGCUGCUGGACGCGCGGAAAAGUGCUGGGCGGCUCGUCUGUCCUCAAUACAAUGCUGUACGUUCGGGGGAAUAAACGAGACUUCGAUUUAUGGCAAGCUCUCGGAAAUCCCGGAUGGGGUUACGAAGAUAUACUACCGUACUUUAAAAAAUCUGAAGAUCAACGAAAUCCCUAUCUAUCGCGAAACAAACGACAACACGCAACGGGUGGUCUUUUGACAGUGCAGGACUCGCCAUAUUUGACACCGUUAGGAGUUUCAUUUUUGCAAGCCGGAGAGGAGAUGGGCUACGACAUUGUCGACGUAAAUGGUGAGCAGCAAACAGGAUUCGCCUUUUUCCAAUUUACGAUGCGACGGGGAACCAGAUGCAGUGCCUCGAAGGCAUUCCUUAGACCGGUGCGAAAUAGAAAAAAUCUACAUGUUGCAUUGUUCUCUCAUGUUUCGAAAAUUAUCAUGGACCCGGAAAAUAAACGUGCUCUGGGUGUGGAAUUUAUUCGGGACGGAUUGAAGAAGGAAGUAUAUGCAACCCGGGAAGUCAUUCUGUCGGCUGGAGCUAUCGGGACUCCUCAUCUAUUGAUGUUGUCUGGCAUUGGACCGAGAGAAAAUCUGGAACAUGUUGGAAUUCCCGUAAUACACGAGUUGCCAGGAGUUGGUCAGAAUCUGCAAGACCAUAUUGCAGUAGGAGGAUUGGUUUUCCGAGUCGAUCAGCCCAUUUCAGUGAUCAUGAAUCGGCUAGUGAAUUUAAAUUCUGCUAUCCGAUAUGCAGUGACAGAGGAUGGACCACUGACGAGCAACAUUGGACUGGAAGCUGUCGCGUUUAUUAACACGAAAUAUGCUAACCAAUCGGAUGACUGGCCAGAUAUAGAAUUUAUGUUGACGAGCGCCUCCACGCCCUCUGACGGGGGAGAUCAGGUGAAAAAAGCACAUGGUCUGAAGGAUGAAUUUUAUGAGUACAUGUUCAGUGAAAUUAACAAUCAGGACGUAUUCGGUGUGUUUCCAAUGAUGUUACGACCCAAAAGUCGAGGCUUCAUUCGGAUUCAGUCGAAGAAUCCGCUGCGAUAUCCAUUACUGUAUCACAAUUAUCUCACGCAUCCCGACGAUGUGGGUGUGCUACGCGAAGGAGUCAAGGCAGCAAUCGCAUUCGGCGAAACCCAGGCCAUGAAACGUUUCGGUGCCAGAUUUCACAGUAAACAGGUGCCGAAUUGUAAGUACUUGCCAGAAUUUACCGACGAAUAUUGGGACUGUGCCAUUCGUCAGUACACAAUGACAAUUUAUCAUAUGAGUGGAACGGCUAAAAUGGGCCCCCGAGGAGAUCCGUACGCAGUGGUAGAUAGUAAACUUCGUGUGCACGGCAUCAAAGGUUUACGGGUUAUCGAUGCCAGUAUCAUGCCUCGAAUAACUAGCGGAAACAUUAAUGCCCCAGUCAUCAUGAUUGGUGAGAAGGGAGCCGAUAUGAUCAAGGAAUUGUGGUUACAAAGGUCCUCGAACUACAACAGACGGGGGAAGCGGGAACGUGAUCCUCUGGCAAAUGUUACCCAAAUUAGUCUCAAUGAAACUAUCACCGCCAGUACCAAUACUAGUUUAAAGAAUGAAACCACCAUUAGCUAGGAUUAGAAAAAAUCGGGUGUAUGUAUCUCUGAAUUAGUUAAUAGAAUUCAUAACCAGGUUGUAACACACCAAAACAUCAUUGCAAGCGUUAGCUAUCUUCAUGUUUAUCACCUUCAAUUUAGAAACCAUGUAAAUAACUAAUUGAUAGAAUACAUAAACCUGUAUGUUUCUUGUACCUUAAUGUCAUUUUGUAAAUUGCUUAAAUUUUACCGAGUAAUCAUACAUGUUUAUGAUAAUGAAAAUGACUGAGUAUUUAAGUUACUGAAACCGUUGUUACAAUUGUGUAAAAGCUAGCGAAAUGAUUGAACGAGAUGACGUGUGAAAUAAAUUUACGAUAUGUGUUCACUAAAUACGUGCCAUCCAUUGAUAGCAAACUCCGAAAGAUAUCCUCGCCCAUCAACCGUCAAU
This is a messenger RNA of Malaya genurostris, 3381 nucleotides long. Its product is annotated as glucose dehydrogenase [FAD, quinone]-like. The transcript has 3 exons. Lineage: Eukaryota; Metazoa; Arthropoda; Insecta; Diptera; Culicidae. The coding region runs from base 901 to 2973 and encodes 690 amino acids. Gene Ontology annotation, molecular function: oxidoreductase activity, acting on CH-OH group of donors; flavin adenine dinucleotide binding. The record is from RefSeq and is a predicted model, not a curated record.